GAUUGGGCGGUGGACAUGGAUUCGCCCUCAGAGAGCGAGGGGCAGCACGAGGAGGGCUCCUGUGCGAGCCCGAGCCUGGCCUCCUGGGCGCUGGUGGGAGACCUAGCAGAGAGCUCGGAGGCUCUCGAGUGGUCGCUGAUCGACGGCGCAUCUCCCCAGGAGCCGGGCAGCGAUGAGUUGGAGGCGAUGCUGCAGAAGGUGGUGGGGCCGCUGAAGCUGAAUGGAAUGGACUACUCGCAGAUCAGCUUCCUCAUGGGUGAGUGGGUGGACUCUCUCGGCCAUUUCGUGAAGGUCGUCGCCACGGGCGAGAACAGCGCUCGGGCUUGCAUCUCCUGGGACCACUCUGGACAAUACCUUGCCAACCUCUGGAAAGCCACCCUCAAGGUUCAGCGCGACGAGGAGGGUCAUUGGACAUGUGGCAAUGGACGUUUGACAUCGGCGUCCCUGGGCCGCCUCUGCUGGCAGCGCACUGGUGGCGAAUGCACUGAGUGGAUUCGACGAUUUCCGGCCUCCUCUGCAUUCCUUUCUGCAUACGUGAC
Symbiodinium sp. CCMP2456 is the source of this 539-nucleotide messenger RNA. Lineage: Eukaryota; Dinophyceae; Suessiales; Symbiodiniaceae. The record is from the annotation of a GenBank genome assembly.